This is a messenger RNA of Amphiprion ocellaris (clown anemonefish), 2146 nucleotides long. RefSeq names its product dynactin 2 (p50) (gene dctn2). NCBI's taxonomy places the organism in Eukaryota, Metazoa, Chordata, Actinopteri, Pomacentridae. The coding region runs from base 167 to 1381 and encodes 404 amino acids. The record is from RefSeq and is a predicted model, not a curated record. Gene Ontology annotation, biological process: mitotic spindle organization. The transcript has 14 exons. Gene Ontology annotation, cellular component: dynactin complex; centrosome; cytoplasm.
AAACCGAGCCAGUGACCACAUCAGCCUGGGAAGCUCCGCCGGCUGAGAGACUGCUGGCUCAUCCAUCGUCCCAAUCCAAUUCGGCCCAUCGAUAAUUUACACGUUUUAAGGGCAGUUAUUAUAUUCAGUCGUCAUCUGUUAAUCUCGUUUUUGCUCCUCGCUCACAAUGGCCGAUCCUAAAUACGCAAACUUGCCAGGAAUUGCAUUUAACGAGCCGGACGUGUACGAGACCGGUGACCUCCCAGAAGAUGACCAGGCUCAGUUUGAGUCGGAGGAGCUUUGCAGUGACAGCGUGGAGAGGAUUGUGGUCAACCCCAACGCAGCCUACGACAAGUUCAAAGACAAGCAUGUCAGCACCAAAGGACUUGACUUCUCAGACCGAAUCAGUAAAAGCAGAAGAGUGGGCUAUGAGUCAGGAGAAUUUGAGAUUCUUGGAGAGGGCUGUGGGGUGAAGGAGACGCCUCAGCAGAAGUAUCAGCGCCUGGUAAAUGAGAUCCAGGAACUCACUCAGGAGGUGGACUCAAUCCAGGCUGCUACAAAGGAAAGUAAUGCAGAGGAGCGCCUCACCCCGGUGGUACUUGCCCAGCAGGCAGCCCAGCUGAAACAACAGCUGGUUUCUGCCCAUCUCGACUCACUGCUGGGACCACAAGCACACAUCAACCUGGCUGACCCAGAUGGAGCUCUGGCCAGGCGUCUGCUCACCCAGCUGGAAGCGGCCAAGGGCAGCCGUGGCAGCACUGCAGGAGACACCAAGCCGACAGCAUCGACUAAGGGCCCAGAUGGAGUGGUGCUCUAUGAGUUACACAGCAGACCAGAGCAGGAAAAAUUCAAUGAGUCUGCCAAGAUGGCGGAAUUGGAGAAGCGUCUAGCUGAGCUGGAGAUAGCUGUUGGCUCAGGAUCAGAAAAGCAGGGACCUCUGAGUGCUGGCGUGCAAGGAGCCAGUUUGAUGGAUACCAUAGAGGUCCUGCAGGCAAGGGUCAGUGCACUGGACUCUGCUACUCUGGAUCAAGUGGAAGCAAGACUGCAGAGUGUCCUCGGAAAGAUGAAUGAGAUUGCUAAGCACAAGGCAGCGAUUGAGGACGCUGAUACACAAAACAAGGUGUCACAGCUGUAUGACGUGGUGCAGAAGUGGGAUGCCGUGUCCACUUCUAUACCUCAGGUGGUGCAGAGGCUUGUUGCUGUCAAGGAGCUGCAUGAACAAGCCAUGCAGUUUGGCCAGCUGCUGACCCACCUGGACACCACUCAGCAGAUGAUCAACAACUCUCUGAAGGACAAUAACACCCUGCUAACACAGGUCCAGCAGACGAUGAAAGAAAACCUGGUGGCUAUAGAAGAGAACUUUGCUGCUCUAGAUCAGAGGAUGAAGAAGCUUUCUAAAUAAACAGUGGCAGAUUUUGGACCGGUCCGGGAGAGAGUAGAACAUGGACAAUUUAGAGUUGGCUAGAGAGCACAGAUGGGGGAGGAAGGAUUGGGGUUUAGCGCUGUCCUUUCUGCCACCCCUCUCUUGCUCUCUACUUCUGCCUCUGCCUUUUUUCACUAAGUGGAAUGUUAGAAAGUUGGAAAAGAUGGAAUAACAAAAAAAAAAUGGAGACCAAAUGUUCUUGUCCCACCCUUUUUUCCUCUUCUUUUCUCUUGCAUCAACCUGGUGUCAACUGAAACACAUUUGACCAGUCUACAUGCCACUGAUUGCAGCCCCCUUAUUAAGUUUAAUGACUUUUAGACUGGAUUGUUAUAAUUAUUAGUAUUAAAACAUAGGGAAUUAUUCCAAAUCUUUUGGGAGCUUCACACUAUUCCUGGAUUUGUACUGUAAACCUUGGUCAAAUUAAAUGGAUCACAGUAACAUUGAGUUGCUAGGUGACACAUUUAAGGUGUUGUCGACUGUGUAAAACUCCAAAUCUACUGUCCCAUAUUGUUGUAGCAGGAGCACGUUUGUGCGAGUGUCAGGGCCAUGUCAUGGAAGGAAAGCUUGUAAAUAUGCCUGCGUACUUUUAUUGUUUCCUCACGCUCAGUCGCUUGUAACUAUAUUAUUAUGACUGAGACCAGAUGCCACAGACAAACUUUUAAUCUGCUUUGUCAUUGCCUACAAGUCAACUGUAUUGUUCAUCUGUGGUCAUGGAAACUGAUCAAUAAAACAAACUGCGAUAAA